This is a messenger RNA of Coniosporium apollinis CBS 100218, 810 nucleotides long. RefSeq lists its product as uncharacterized. NCBI's taxonomy places the organism in Eukaryota, Fungi, Ascomycota, Dothideomycetes. The coding region runs from base 1 to 810 and encodes 269 amino acids. The transcript has a single exon. Gene Ontology annotation, molecular function: zinc ion binding. The record is from RefSeq and is a predicted model, not a curated record.
AUGCCCGGCUCUCCAGUAAGUACCCGCGCCCCCGAGCCGAACACUAGUGCUCUCAGAUACUUCCUCGCUCACGACCUGAAGACCGUCCAGAUCCUCAACCUCGACAAGGACGAGCGCAGCUGCUGCAUUUGCACUGAUGCCUACGGCGACGAAAAACCGGUCCAGCUUCCCUGUGGUCACAUCAUCGGCGCGAAUUGUAUCCGUGCCUGGCUCUCUGUCAAGGGGCGCAAGAAUAAGUGUCCGGUAUGCAGGUACAUGCUUUUCCCCCUGGAGGAGGAAGUAUGGGAAACCGACGAAGUCAACGAGACGAGCCCCGAACGCCAUCCUUUCUGGGCUGCGCCACCGAGCAGCUAUCCAGAUAAUGCGGCGCUCGAAGGUAGGGUAUACCCGGAGACGGAAUGGAACUGGAUCACAGAAGUUAUCCAUGUUCGCGUUGACGCGGCAGCGAUGAGUGCUACGCUAGACCGACUCUCUGAGGCAGCUGGCUUGAGACAGGGUGUCGCUGACUUCAGCAAUAAACAGACGUACGAGAUCAUGGCCGCCCGCGAGGCUUUUCGAGACCAUCUGCAAUCCUUGGACGGGAUAUCCGUCCCCAUUGGGCGUUUGCACGAGGUGCUCUACAAAGAAGCGCGAAGGGCUAUGAAGUACACAAGAAGAUCUGGAUUCUCGGAGAGGCUGAGCAGUAAAUUCAGGAAGGUGAAGGGCGGGACCUUUAAUUUUCCGGAUGGGCCGUACGGGUUCUUGAAACUGAUGCUUAGGAGAAUCAUUAAUAUUCAGCGCGUCGCUGCUGCGCAGGUCGCGCAUCAAUGA